UAGCUUCAUUAGCAACCAAGUUGCCAAAAUGUAAGCAAAUUCGUAUUGGCUCAAUUUGAGAUUAAUUAGUGGUCAAGGCUCAGUUAAAAUGCAGGCCUUGCCGUAUUUACAACUCAAAGAGUCUGAGAGUGCUGCCUCUUCAGAGAAGAAAAGUUACAGAUUGAGUUUACACGAAGUUUCGUCUAAGACAGCUCAGUUCAAGGACGGACAUUCGAAGAGUGGGAGAAAUGUCAAUAGACCGGAAUAUUCAAGGGAGAGCAAUGGACUGUUUGAAGGAACAAGUAGCAUUUACUUUGGUGAUGUUGCACCAUAUUGCACUCCAGUACAAUCACUAUCUCCAAGCAAAAGUUUCAGAAGACCAGCAAGGAGGCAGAAUCAAUCAUCUCUUCCAACGUGGCUGGAUCCUCUAGGAGUCUGGCUACCAAGUAAUAAGAAGACUAACUGUUAUGAGACGUUCAUAAGAAAUGCUGAGCUGUUAAGACGCACCAGUGAUAUGUUUUUGGAUCCCUGUCCACAUGUUCCAAGAUGCUCCCACGAAAGGACGCUAUCCGCUCUUCGACGACAACAACGAAGGUUAAAAAUGGAGGAGGAUUGGAGGAAGCAUGAGCGCAAUAUGCGGAUUAUCGAGAGAAUUCAAAAGAUUCGUGACAUGUGGGAUCAGUGGACAAACGAAAGCAAGUCCUUAGAAACAGAGCACGAUAAUAGACUGAACAACUUCAGGAAGAGCCGAGAUGGCUACAUCGACCCAGAUGAAAUUAUUAAAAGGAAAAGAGAAGAAAGAAUAGAACACGAAAAACUAAUACGCCUCGAGCAGGCUAAAAGGAGGGAAGAAAAAUUAUCCAAGCAACGUUUUAAACUUCCUAAAAUAGUUGUUUCUCAGUACGAGGAGCCAGAAACAUCUCCAUGCUCUCGACCACAAAGCCUUACAAAUGAGAGACAGAGUGUGUUACCAAGUUUGGUAGACAUUCCGAGUGGUCUUCAAAAUAGAAUCGAUAAAGGAAAUGAUGAAAGCGAGGUGGAGCCCCAGGUUAGCAAAGGAGAUUCUCUUGAGGUGCCCGAGUUAGAGAGCAGUAGCCAAGAACGGUAUUAUUUUGAGAAUGUACCACGGGCUGAAGAGCAAGUCGAUACGAUGUUGCCUGAACUUGAGCAGCAAGUUCCUACAAAGGUUGACUCUAUACCUACAAAGGAUGUUACAGACUCUAUACAACAAGCAAUAAAAUGCAAUGUUGAAACGGUGGAAGGAAAGAAUGCGAAAACCUUACUAGAGGAUAACAAUGGUGCGCAGUUGAAUGUAAAAAUAGAACUUGAAAGUGAUGUAGUUUCGGAAAGUGUUGAUACAAAAGUUGUUGAACAGAGUGCGUUAAAUACAGAAAAAGAAACAGCGGACACGGACAAGUCUCACGAACAGCAAAAGGAAAAUAUUAAUUCAGUCAACAUAAGUAACACAGAGGAGCUUGUAGAGACAAAACAAGCUAACGAAACAGUAGAGCUUGAUAGUAUAGCAAGUCUUGAAGCAAAGGAACAACCUCAAGAGGAGGAAAGUCAAGGUAGAGUCAACAAGAAGGAACUAAGUGAGCACGGUGAAGACACAGAACAAGCAAACGAACUGCAAAUGAACUUUCUUGCACCUCCAAGUAUACCAUUACUGGCUGGUGAGAAUGAUGGCUCUGAUAAUACUUCUAUAUCUGAUGCGGAUGAUACAGCUUCUUUGAUGGGGGCAUUUAUUCCUGUCGCACUGGGCGUUGGUAGUGGCUUAAUAACCAAUGAUGCCAUGCGAGCCUCGUCCGUAUUGGAUCGUUACCAUGUCCCCAGCCAGGCGCGGCUGAAUAAUACCAAACAGGGGAAAAACAGUGGAGCUUGGAAACCAAAAAUUAAUAACAAAAAGCAGUACUUAGAGGUGGACCUUGGAGCUUUAACGCUCGUUUCUCAGGUUGCCACUCAAGGUUAUCCCACAGCCAGCGGUGUUAAGAUACACAAGAAAGAUAAAUGUUGGGUGGAGUCGUACGUUCUCGCCUUCAGCACAGAUGGCUCAAAUUGGCAACAGUACACCGAGGAUGGCGUUGUCAAGGUUUUCAACGGGAACAGAGACAACAACACGAUUGCUAUUAAUAGCAUUAAAAAUCCAGUGGAAGCAAGAUUUGUUCGGUUUAUACCACAGUCUUGGAAAAACAGCAUUGCAAUGAGAGUAGAAGUAUACGGAGAAGUUACAGAGCCUGACUUGGCACGAACCUCUCCAUCUUCGCUACUUGAAGAAGAGCAAGACAGAGAGAGAGACUUAGUCCACGAAGUUAUUUUAGAGGAAGAGGAGCAACCAGACCUUGAGAAAUUUGUUUGUGGCGCUGAAAACAAGGAGGUGUUGGUGGAACAGGAAGUUUGGGAAGAGGAAACUGUGCAUUCAGUUGUGGAAACAGCUUCACAGAUUCAAAGCAGAGUGGCUAUCGUAUCCAAGAGUUCAUCAGUGGACCUUUCUCUGCAAGGUGAAAAGCAGUCACCUAAAACCAAACGAAAAUCCAAGAAGCCAAAACCGGAGAAACAGGAAGAAAACGAAGAAAAGAGGAAAAAGAAAAAGAAAAAAAAGAUGAAGAAGAUAGCGAAAGAAAAGAAAGUGAAAGCACUCAGUGAAUCCAGUCUUUCUCUGUUGGAAGAGGCCGAGGAGGAGGAAGAGGGAGCUUCGUCCCAAGACGAGCAAGAGGAAGAAGAAGAGGAAGAAGAACCUCACAGAAUCUCACCAAUCGUCCCUGAAAUACCCAAGAGACCAGAGAGCGUAACUCGGAUGCCACCACCUCCUAAGCGUAGCCUCAGCAUGUUUCCAGUGAGGAAAGAAAGCUCUCAAGAGCCGACUAAACCAGUCAGGCAACGUGCGCAGACAGAUGACAGCAUUCGCAACGAGCUGAUGCGUCAGCAGCUGGCGGAGGACAGGAGAAAGAAAUUACUGGCAGCCACGGGAAAAUCAAAGAGAAACAUUCAAGUGCUGAGCCCUGUGUUUGAUAAUUAUGGUGAUUCUGCUCAUUUGGAUGACUUUCUUUCAAAGUAUUGCAUCAUAAGCGAAGGACAAGCUAAUUACUACCGUCGAAUUUUCAGAUCCUUUGAUGAAGACAAGGAUGGAUUUCUGUUUCCCGAAGAUCUCCUUGAAGCCCUUGAAAGCGUUAAUUCAAACCUGCUUUCGGAUUCUCAUAUCAGUUACAUUUACCGAGUACUAGAAUUGUGUGAUUGCAGCCUGGACUCUGGAGUGGAUUUGAAGUUAUUUUCCGUGAUUGCUGCAUUUUCUCAACGCGUCGCAGUGUUAGAUGAAUUUGCAAAAAUAUUGAUUUCAAAGUUGGAUUUCAGAGAAUUGGAUUUCAAAUUGCAGAAAGCAAAGCGGCUGUUUCUGUGCUACGUUGACGAAGCAACUAAGACCAUCUCGCUUGAGGAGCUCAUGUUGGGACUUACGGCUGGUGGUCUGUCAGAUGAUCAGAAAGAACAAACCAUGAAAAUCCUCGGCAAGACGGCCUGUUUGGACUACCUGGACUUUUUAACAUACAUUCCGUUGUUCAUUCACAUUCAUGAUCAUAUUCUACAAGAUCCGCUGGGAACUGUUGUUUACAGAAGUAUGUUGACAGUUUAGAGAUCGCAUGUGGUAUUUGUCCUAUAGACGGUCAUGAUUUGACUUCCAUGGUUUUCCUCAACCAAUCAGGAAACGCCAGCCCAAAGUGAUAUUAUUGGUACAAAUCAUUCUAAAUCGCAUGAAAUGGUUUCGGACUUAAUAGCUGGCUAUAUCGCGGUCAUUCCGCCCUGGUUCGUCCAUAGAGUUGUUCACAACGAGUUCUCCACAACGAGCGCAGUAGAAGAGUACCCAUCGUCCUUCGUACUCCCUUGCUUCCCUCGUUUACUGCACUAGUUAUGAACCCAACAGGGGAACAUUCAGCUUCCAACGUCUUCAGCCGACAUCUUGUGGUCAUUUAAUUCUCGCAGAUGGAUUCGUUGCGUGACUUUCUCAGUCAACAGCAAAGAACCUAUCGCUCAGUGUAACAGUGAUACCUCGUUCCUGAAGGAGAUAACACUGUGGGAUAUCAGUUUGCUAGUUCAUUUUGGGAACAUUUUUAGUUGCUUUAUUUUAGCACUGUUUUGGGACUUUUCAUCAUAGCUACGUUGGAAAACGUUCACCACUUAGCUCUACUAAAUUUGGUUUUCCUACGAUACCCUCAACAGUUAACUUUGAAUUGAAUAGGAUGAAUGUAUUCAAAGUAAAUUGCGAAAUUUGGUAGGGUUGAUAAGAGCUGAGGUUUAAUUUAUAAUUAUUUAUAUGAAAAAUUUCUCAUUUUGGGAUUUCCCCCGGAACAAAAUCUUCCUUUGGUAAAUCAAAAAUACAUAAUUUUUCACUGUGGACAUUCUUCUACUCUCUAAAGAUAUCAAAAAGUGUAUUUAAGAACACACAAGGUGUCAAUAGGACAAAGCAAAUCAAAGAAGUGUUCUGCUUGUUGAACAUUAAAGUGCUGACUUUUGUGUG
This is a messenger RNA of Stylophora pistillata, 4486 nucleotides long. RefSeq lists its product as uncharacterized. Gene Ontology annotation, molecular function: calcium ion binding. Lineage: Eukaryota; Metazoa; Cnidaria; Anthozoa; Scleractinia; Pocilloporidae. The record is from RefSeq and is a predicted model, not a curated record.